This is a messenger RNA of Cuscuta epithymum, 2479 nucleotides long. NCBI's taxonomy places the organism in Eukaryota, Viridiplantae, Streptophyta, Magnoliopsida, Solanales, Convolvulaceae. The record is from the annotation of a GenBank genome assembly.
GUAAAACCCUAAACCCAAACUUGUCGUGGUAUAUGGAGCAAGUGGCUAAGCUGCUAUAAAGCCCUGAGAAUUGGUGCUGUGGAUUGGAGCGGAAAUGGCCGGUGCAUUGCUCCGUUCUCUCUGGUCAUCUUCUAGAAGAUCCUUCCCUCCCACAUCCGUCUCUGAUCCCAUCCUACACAACUAUGCACGGGUUACUAGAUCUGCACGCGCCUUCUCAGCCGCCACAGCUGCAGCGCCUGCAGCUAUCCCUGGUGGUGCGGUGGAUCCUGGCUUGCUGAGGAACGUCGCCGUCAUAGCUCAUGUCGAUCACGGGAAGACCACUCUCAUGGACCGGCUCCUCCGCCAGUGCGGUGCUGACAUCCCACACGAGCGUGCUCUUGAUUCUAUCAGCCUCGAGCGCGAGCGUGGUAUCACAAUUGCUUCCAAGGUUACCUCUCUAUCAUGGAAAAAUAAUGAGCUGAACAUGGUUGACACUCCUGGACAUGCAGACUUUGGUGGUGAAGUUGAGCGUGUAGUUGGCAUGGUUGAGGGAGCAAUCCUAGUUGUUGAUGCAGGUGAAGGACCACUUGCACAGACAAAAUUUGUUCUUGCCAAGGCCUUGAAAUAUGGUUUACGUCCUAUUCUUCUUCUAAACAAAGUAGACAAGCCUGCAGUUACUGAAGAGCGAUGCAAUGAAGUUGAGAUUCUUGUCUUUGACCUUUUUGCAAACCUGGGAGCUUCAGACCAAGCAGUCGAGGCAUAGCCGCAUAUAGUUGUGAUGGACAUCUGAUAUCAGUGGUUGUUUUCUUCACUGUUACCCUCCUUUAUUUUCAGAGGAACAAUUAGAUUUUCCUGUUCUUUAUGCCUCUGCAAAGGAAGGAUGGGCUUCAUCGGCUUAUACAAAGAGUCCUCCAAACACUGCCAAAGACAUGUCCGAAUUGCUCGAUACAAUCGUACGCCAUGUUCCUCCACCAACUGCCAAUCUGGAUGCACCUUUUCAGAUGUUGGUUUCCAUGAUGGAGAAAGAUCCCUAUGUUGGGCGAACGUUAACUGGACGUGUAUCUUCUGGAGUUGUUCGUGUUGGGGAUAAAGUACAUGGGAUUCGGAAUACAGACUCAGGAAUUGUCAAGAUUGAAGAAGGAAAAGUCACAAAGUUGAUAAAGAAGAGGGGCAUGAGUGCAGUUUCAGUUGAUUGUGCUGGUGCUGGUGACAUAAUUUCAAUGGCUGGGUUGACCACUCCAGCAAUUGGUCAUACUGUUGCGAAUGUUGAGGUUUCGACAGCUCUGCCCACUGUUGAUCUUGACCCCCCUACAAUUUCUAUGACGUUUGGUGUUAAUGAUUCUCCAUUGGCUGGACGUGAUGGAAUCCAUUUGACUGGAGGUAAAAUUGGUGACAGGCUAAUGGCUGAAGCAGAAACCAAUCUUGCUAUAAAUGUUCUGCCCAGUACGUCAGAGUCAUACGAAGUACAAGGGAGGGGUGAACUUCAAUUAGGAAUCUUAAUUGAAAACAUGAGGCGAGAAGGAUUUGAGCUGUCUGUCUCUCCACCCAAAGUCAUGUACAAGUUUGAGAAAUCUCAAAAGCUUGAACCUAUUGAAGAAGUGACUAUUGAGGUUGAUGAGGCACAUGUUGGUCUAGUCAUGGAAGCACUCAAUCACCGGCGAGCUGAAGUAACAGACAUGGGUCCUGUCCCUGGCAAUUUCGGCAGGACAAGAAUGUGUUUGACUUGUCCUUCAAGAGGGUUGGUUGGUUACAGAAGUGUGUUCAGUAGUGAUACUCGUGGCACCGGAUUCAUGCAUCGUGCUUUUCUGAAUUAUGAGAAGCACCGUGGUCCUCUUGGAAAUGUCAGAAAAGGUGUUUUGGUAUCUAUGGGCUAUGGAACUAUCACUGCUCAUGCAUUAAUGAGUCUAGAAGCUCGUGGAGUUCUCUUUGUCAGUCCUGGGGUAGAGACAUAUGAUGGCAUGAUUGUUGGAGAACAUUCUCGAGACACUGAUCUUGAUAUUAACCCAGUAAGGACAAAGGAACUCACUAAUAUACGGGCUGCCAGCAAGGAUGAGAACGUGAAGCUAUCUCCUCCUCGACUUAUGACUCUUGAGGAAGCAAUAGGAUAUGUUGCAUCAGAUGAGCUUAUUGAGGUUACACCCAAAGCGAUUAGGCUAAGAAAGAGAUAUUUGGAUGUCAACAAGCGUAAAGCUAUGAGGCACAAACCAAAGGAGUGAAAAGUUUGAGGAAUCGCAGUUUUGUAAGCUAUCAGUAGCUCUGCUAGAGGCUAUUAGUGGAAUAUAUUGUAUUACAUUGCAUUAUUAAUGUUUGGAUUUAUCCACUCCAUUUUAGGUUCUUUAUAUUUAUAAAUACAUUUUUUACAUGCAUAAAAAUUGUAUAUAACUACUACCAGAUUACCAGUUUCACCAUUGAGGGAUAGAAGAAACCUUUACUGUACUAAAUGGUAUAAUCAAUAAGAGACUCUUCAUUAACCAGUACUGACGAGUGUCAAGUGAUUUAC